Messenger RNA from Vicia villosa (hairy vetch), 978 nucleotides. RefSeq lists its product as uncharacterized. The transcript has a single exon. The record is from RefSeq and is a predicted model, not a curated record. The coding region runs from base 1 to 978 and encodes 325 amino acids. Lineage: Eukaryota; Viridiplantae; Streptophyta; Magnoliopsida; Fabales; Fabaceae.
AUGGGGCGGAAUCUGGAGGAGAUGGAAGAGGAUCAGGGAGGCAGUGAUGGCGAAGAAAAUACGAUGGAAGUGACUUAUGGAGAGAUCAACGUGGAAGAAGGAAUGGUGGGAGGAUAUGAAUGUCCGAACUUCAUUUUUUCCGAGGAGGAGAAAAAAAGAAUCCAAAGACCAUGGAGGAGAGGAGUCAUAGUGAAGCUCUUAGGAAGGAAAAUUGGCUAUAAAGCUCUUGAAAGCAGAUUGAAUCAGAUGUGGGUGAAAAGAUGGGUCAUUAGCAUCAUAGAUUGGAGCAAUGACUACUAUUUGGUGGCAUUCUCGCAUGAUGAUGAUAAGAAAGCAGCUCUGGCUAAUGGUCCGUGGUUUAUAUAUGACCAUUAUCUGACAGUUAAGGAUUGGCGUCCAAAUUUCCAAUCGGAGAGUGAUACUAUAGACGAAGUCGCGGUGUGGGUUCGUAUCUCUGGACUCCCUAUUGAGUAUUAUGAUCCGAGGGCGUUAUCGGAGUUUGGAAACAAAAUUGGGAGAACAAUCAAAGUAGAUAAAACUACUAUCAAGCAGGAAAGAGGAAAAUAUGCUCGAGUUUGUGUGGCUGUUAACUUGGCAAAACCAUUACUUGCAAUGUUUCGAAUUGAAGGAAGCAGCUAUAAGGUAGAAUAUGAAGGAUUACAUCUGCUGUGCCUUGUGUGUGGUAGGUAUGGUCAUUAUAAGGAGGGAUGUGCAUAUGCUGGAAACAGGAAGGAGAAUGAAGUGAUGACUGGAGAAGGUACAAGUGGUCAUGCUGAGGCUAGCAAUGGAGGUUACAGUUCGGUGCCUACAGAUAAAGAAGGUCCUUGGAAGGUUGUCCAGAAACCCAGGAGAAACAAGAAAUCGGUAGAUGGCCGGAAAAACAAUGGUCCGAUCAGAAUUAAUGAUCUUUCCAAAACUAGCGGAUCCAGAUUCCUUGUUUUGGAUAGUGGAGAUUCGGAAUUCGGAAUUGAUUGCUAA